UCAUUCGCCAAUUAGCAGCCGGCGCGAGCGCCUCGCGUGUGCGGAAAAAAGUAAAAACACUAUCACGACUGGAAAUUUUUCCCAGCUGGAAAACUGUUCUCUUCGAGAGUGAUCAAUAUUGGGAGUGAUCACCGGUUUUUGUACUUCUCAAGUUAAAGAUGGCCACGCGAGGAGCGAAUGUUAUUUGGUUCCGCCAUGGAUUACGCCUGCACGAUAAUCCCGCUCUGUUGGCUGCCCUUGCUGACAAGGAUCAGGGUAUAGCCUUGAUUCCCAUAUUCAUAUUCGAUGGAGAGAGUGCAGGCACCAAAUGCGUUGGUUACAACCGAAUGCGCUUCCUGUUGGAUUCCUUGCAGGACAUCGAUGAUCAGAUACAGGCAGCGACUGAAGGACGUGGUCGCCUCCACGUCUUCCAGGGUGAACCGGCUCACAUCUUCCGGCGGUUGCAUGAGCAAGUGCGUCUGCACAGGAUAUGUAUAGAACAGGAUUGCGAGCCAAUUUGGAAUGAUCGCGAUGAGACCAUUCGUUCCUUAUGCCGGGAGCUGAACAUCGACUUGGUCGAGAAAGUAUCACACACGUUGUGGGAUCCGCGCACAGUUAUUGACACCAACGGGGGCAUACCACCGCUCACCUAUCAGAUGUUCCUGCACACAGUGCAAAUUAUUGGCUUGCCACCACGUCCGGCCGCCGAUGCUCGGCUAGAUGAUGCCUCCUUCAUAGAGUUGGCCCCCGAGUUACGCCGGAGUCUUGGUUACUUCGAAAAGUUGCCCACACCUGAGCACUUCAACGUAUUUGGCGAUAAUAUGGGCUUUCUGGCCAAGAUUAACUGGCGUGGAGGUGAAACACAGGCCUUGGUUUUGCUAGAGGAGCGCCUUAAGGUGGAGCAACAUGCCUUUGAGCGGGGUUUUUAUCUGCCCAAUCAAGCACUCCCAAAUAUUCUGGAAACACCGAAGUCUAUGAGUGCCCAUCUGCGGUUCGGUUGCCUUUCUGUACGACGCUUCUACUGGAGCGUCCAUGAUCUCUUCAAAAAUGUCCAGCUGCGUGCCUGUGUCCGGGGCGUUCAGAUGACUGGCGGAGCCCACAUCACUGGUCAGCUGAUCUGGCGGGAAUACUUCUAUACAAUGUCGGUGAACAAUCCUAACUACGAUCGAAUGGAGGGCAAUGAGAUCUGCCUGAGCAUCCCUUGGGCUAAGCCAAACGAGGAUCUGCUACAGCGCUGGCGCCUUGGUCAAACGGGAUUCCCUCUCAUAGAUGGCGCCAUGCGACAACUACUGGCCGAAGGAUGGCUGCAUCAUACGCUGCGAAACACGGUGGCCACCUUCCUAACGCGCGGCGGCAUGUGGCAGAGCUGGGAGCAUGGGCUGCAGCACUUCUUAAAGUAUCUGCUGGAUGCAGAUUGGUCGGUCUGCGCCGGCAACUGGAUGUGGGUCUCUAGCUCGGCCUUUGAAAGGCUACUGGACUCAUCCCUUGUCACCUGUCCGGUGGCUUUGGCUAAGCGACUUGACCCGGAAGGGGCUUACAUCAAGCAAUAUGUCCCAGAGUUGAUGAAUGUGCCCAAGGAAUUUGUUCACGAGCCCUGGCGAAUGUCUCCUGAGCAGCAGGAGAAAUAUGAGUGUCUAAUUGGAGUCCACUAUCCAGAGAGGAUGAUCGACCUCUCGUUGGCAGUUAAACGCAACAUGCUGGCCAUGAAGGCGCUUCGGAACUCUCUGAUCACUCCGCCCCCUCAUUGCAGGCCAUCCAACGAGGAGGAAGUGCGUCAGUUCUUCUGGCUGGCAGAUGUGGCGAUAUAAAUGUAACCCAAACAAACUUUUUAUCAAUUUACACAAUAAAGGAACUAUUACCAGUCGUA
This is a messenger RNA of Drosophila eugracilis, 1846 nucleotides long. It is a transcript of the gene cry, whose product is annotated as cryptochrome-1. NCBI's taxonomy places the organism in Eukaryota, Metazoa, Arthropoda, Insecta, Diptera, Drosophilidae. Gene Ontology annotation, molecular function: FAD binding; DNA binding. Gene Ontology annotation, biological process: entrainment of circadian clock by photoperiod; circadian regulation of gene expression. The record is from RefSeq and is a predicted model, not a curated record. Gene Ontology annotation, cellular component: nucleus; cytoplasm.